GUCACAUUUUUCGUCCUAGGAAUGUGUUGAUAACUUCAGUUUCUUUCUAUUGCCUUUCAUAAAAUUGACACAAGAAAAUGUCUAAGAGAGGACGUGGUGGUUCCGCGGGAGCGAAGUUCCGUAUCUCACUGGGUCUCCCGGUGGGAGCGGUCAUCAACUGCGCAGAUAACACAGGUGCAAAGAACCUGUAUGUAAUUGCAGUGCAAGGUAUCAAAGGUCGCCUCAACAGAUUACCUGCAGCUGGCUCAGGAGACAUGAUCGUAGCCACCGUCAAGAAAGGCAAGCCUGAACUCAGGAAAAAGGUAAUGCCUGCAGUGGUAAUCAGGCAACGGAAACCAUUCAGAAGGCGGGACGGGGUGUUUAUAUAUUUCGAGGAUAACGCGGGCGUUAUAGUAAACAACAAGGGUGAAAUGAAGGGAUCUGCCAUCACAGGACCUGUUGCAAAGGAGUGCGCCGACCUCUGGCCCCGUAUCGCAUCUAACGCGAGCUCUAUAGCUUGAAUUUAAUAUACGAUUAAAAAAAUC
Messenger RNA from Achroia grisella, 524 nucleotides. It is a transcript of the gene RpL23, whose product is annotated as large ribosomal subunit protein uL14. Gene Ontology annotation, molecular function: structural constituent of ribosome; large ribosomal subunit rRNA binding. The record is from RefSeq and is a predicted model, not a curated record. The transcript is spliced from 4 exons. NCBI's taxonomy places the organism in Eukaryota, Metazoa, Arthropoda, Insecta, Lepidoptera, Pyralidae. Gene Ontology annotation, cellular component: cytosolic large ribosomal subunit; ribosome. Gene Ontology annotation, biological process: translation. Bases 78 to 500 code for a protein of 140 amino acids.